AUGCCAGAAGGCUAUUUCCGCAUUCACGACGGCGAUGACAGCGAUGACGGCGACAGCUUCGACAAGACGGCAGGACAUGGUGUUGACAAUGGUGCGGACGAAGACAGAAACGGUGAUAUUGUGAAUGGACAAUGCGAUAAUGAGGAUAAUUCUUUUCGGAAUAGCAUUCGGUUCAAUCGGGACUUCUGCGGCUUAGACUCUAGAAUUGCGGGCUUUGCUGUCCAUAGCGGCGACCAGUUACUCGAGCAUGGGAAGACGGAGAUCAGUGGCUGGGCGUGGAUGUGGCUGGCAUAUCAGUCCAUUGGAGCUAUCUACGGUGACAUCGGUACCAGUCCGUUAUAUGUUUUCUCCUCGACAUUUCCGACGGCCCCCAUAUUCGAGGAUCUAGUAGGCGUGCUAUCCCUAAUUAUAUGGGCGUUGAUACUCAUUGCGACGAUUAAAUAUGUUGGGGUCGUUUUAUGCGCAAACGAUAAGGGCGAAGGCGGCUCGUUUGCCCUCUUCUCAUUGAUCAAGCGUUAUGUCGACAUCGACAACCAGAACUUCGGCCAGCUUGUAGACAGUGAGGAGAUGCGUUUACGGCCGUUCAAUUCGAAAGCUAUGAGCAUAUUGAAAAGGAGUUUGGUGGCAAAGAAGGCUGUUAAAAUUUUUGCAGUUCUUGGAGUGUAUGGCGUUUUGACUCCCGCACAAUCUAUCCUCGGUGCUGUUCAAGGAAUCAAAAUCGCUGCCCCGAAUACUGCAACCCAUACAGUUGUUGCCAUUGCUUGUGUCUUGAUUAUUUUACUCUUCUGCUUGCAGCCAUUCGGUAUAUCUAAACUCAGCAGUUUCUUCGCACCCGUUGUUAUCAUAUGGUUAAUUUUCAACGUCGUCUCAGCCGGAUAUAACCUCCUCGCCUAUGAUUAUACCGUCCUUCGCGCCUUUUCUCCCUGGUUAGGGAUGCACUAUCUCCUCCGGAGAAAACUUGAAGGAUGGAAAUCGCUCGGAGGCGUCCUCCUUUGCUUCACUGGAGUUGAAGCUCUAUUUGCCGACCUAGGCGCAUUCUCUGUCAAGGCUAUACGGGUCUCAUGGCUCUGCUUUGCCUUUCCUUGCCUGAUCCUUACAUAUUGCGGGCAAGCGGCCUUCAUAAGCAGCCAUCCCGACGCCGUCAUAAACCCGCUAUUCAAAUCAGCACCUCCAGGAAUGUAUUGGCCUAUAUUUCUGCUGUCGAUAUUGACUUCGAUCGUCGCGUCGCAGGCCAUGCUUACUGGGACGUUUCAGCUGAUGUCACAGGCAAUUCGCAUGGGAUAUCUCCCCAAUAUCCGAGCGGUACAUACCUCGAAACGCAUCCCAAGUCAGAUUUACAUCCCCUGGGCGAACUGGCUCAUGAUGUUAGCAGCACUUGUCGUCACUGGGGUUUUUAAAACAACCACGAAACUGGGCCAUGCUUACGGGACAUGUGUCGUCGGGGUCGGUUUUAUUACCACCUGGCUCGUCGCACUCGUAUCGACGAUUAUCUGGAACGUCCACGUCGCCAUUGUCAUGCCGAUAUUUCUGUUCUUCGUGUCUAUUGAUGGCCUGUUUGUGUCAUCCGCACUGUACAAAGUUCCAUCCGGCGGUUGGUUUACGAUUGUUGUGGCCGUAAUUCUCUCUAGCAUCUUGCUCAUCUGGAACUACGGCGAGGAAUGCCAACUUGAAGCUGAUAGAGAUGACUCCUCACUAUCACGAUCAAGAGUUUUUGCCAACGAGAAUGGAAUGUUAUUUAUACGUCAGGGAGAUAAACAUCUCGCGGUCAAGAUAAUUCGAGGAAUCGGGAUCUUCCUCAUUGAGACCAGCUUAAACUCUAACCCUGUCUUCGACCAUUUCUUAAGGAAAUUCGAAGCCUCCCACGAAAUAACAGUCCUCCUUCAUAUCAACCACAUCCCCAAGUACCAUAUUCGACCCGAAGACCGGUUUCUGAUUUCCGACACCGGGAUCCGCAGUUUAUACCGUGUCACUCUCCGUCUAGGUUACGGCGACACCAUAUUCUGGCACUCAUUUGAGAAAUCAUUAGUCCACGAGCUGGGAAUUCUCAUAUCAAACACUCCCACUUCCACUCCCACUACAACUGGCAGAGACACCUACAUCGACCCAUCUCAAGACAAACCACUCCGACGCCCAUCUCUUUCUCUCCCCGACGCCUCUUCAUCCGGCGACAUUCCCAUGUCGACCAUAUUAUCCCACACUAAGCACCAUAACCAUCAACAUCAACAUCACCAAAUCACCCCUGCCGACCUAGAAUCCAUAGCUGAAAAGCCCAUGACCUACAUAAUUGGUAGAGACAAACUCUAUAUCAAGGAGGAAUCGAAUUUCGUACGCCGCGCAAUGCUGGCGGUGUUUGUUGCUGUGAAGAAUCAGCAACGGACAAAGCUGUCGCGGCUCAAGGUUCCUGUUGAUAGGCUAGUGGAGAUUGGAUUUUCAAAGGCAAUUUAA
Messenger RNA from Paracoccidioides lutzii Pb01, 2445 nucleotides. RefSeq lists its product as hypothetical. The transcript is spliced from 12 exons. Gene Ontology annotation, cellular component: membrane. Gene Ontology annotation, biological process: potassium ion transmembrane transport. The record is from RefSeq and is a predicted model, not a curated record. Gene Ontology annotation, molecular function: potassium ion transmembrane transporter activity. Bases 1 to 2445 code for a protein of 814 amino acids.